Messenger RNA from Phacochoerus africanus (Common warthog), 2859 nucleotides. It is a transcript of the gene CCDC8, whose product is annotated as coiled-coil domain containing 8. Bases 767 to 2158 code for a protein of 463 amino acids. Gene Ontology annotation, biological process: microtubule cytoskeleton organization; regulation of mitotic nuclear division. Lineage: Eukaryota; Metazoa; Chordata; Mammalia; Artiodactyla; Suidae. Gene Ontology annotation, cellular component: 3M complex. The record is from RefSeq and is a predicted model, not a curated record. The transcript has a single exon.
GUGUAAGCCGAGAAGGGGGAAGGUGGGCCUCAUCCAGGGGGAAGGCGAGGAGGAACUUCCUGCCCGCGCGCGCUCGCAGGCCCUGGGCGCGCAGGCUGGGGGCGGAGGCGCGUCAAGGUCAGCCUGGACCGAGGUGGCAGCCUGCCUAGGGGCGGGAGACCCUCCUGGGGAGCUGGCUGCGGCCUCCAAGAGCCUCGGCCAUGUUGAACAGCCACAGCUGAGCCGUCUUUGUCUGCAAAGUCCUUUCCCAAGUUCCAGGGACGUCCCCUGUGCCUGGCACAGGAAGAGCCACCAGCAGUCCUUACACUGAGUUGGAGCCGGGACACCCAUUUGCAGCUUGCGGCGGGCUUGGAACCUUGAGACUCCGACUCACGUAAGCACCCUGAAUCGAUUCCCACCAGUCCUUGAGGGGAGCGAACUGGAUCACGACCCGACUUGUUGCGGGCAGAGAAACUGGGAGGUGAGAUUCCCGGCCGCGCUCUUGGGACCGCAUCCCCACCCCAAGACUCGGCGCUGCGAGUAGUUUGGGCUCCUUGCCCGCACUCCAGAUUUCACCCUGGAGAUCUUAAAGACCCUCGAGAAAAGCCACGUGGGGGGCUGGUUCCCCUGGGGCUUCCUCCCUUCCCCUGAUUGCCUGAUCCUCUGGAGCGUCCCCGACAUCUGCAAAGAUGUGGAUUUGGACGUCCUCGUGGAAGCCUUGAAGCCCGUGGGGACAUUCAAGAAGAUCGGCAAGGUGUUCCGCCGCGAGGAGGACUCCACGGUGGGGAUGCUGCAGAUCGGCGAGGACGUAGACUAUUUGCUCAUCCCUCGCGAGGUCAGGCUGGCGGGAGGCGUCUGGAGGGUUAUCUCCAAGCCCGCCACCAAGGAGGCGGAAUUUCGGGAGCGGCUGAUCCAGUUUCUGGAGGAAGAAGGCCGCACCCUGGAGGAUGUGGCCCGCAUCAUCGAGAAGAGCACCCCCCACCCGCCCCAGCCCCCUAAAAAGUCCAAGGAGCCCGGAUCGAGGAGGAGAGUUCCGCAGAUGGUGACACCACCUCCUCGGCUGGUCGUGGGUACUUAUGACAGCAGCAAUGCCAGUGACAGCGAGUUCAGCGACUUUGAAACCUCCAGAGACAAGGAUGACAAGGACCACAAAGGCACGGGGCGCGGCAGGAGGGUUCGCAAAAUGCCUGUCAGUUACCUGGGCAGCAAAUUCCUUGGGAGCGACCUGGAGAGCGAGGAUGAUGAGGAACUGGUGGAGGCCUUCCUGAGGCGAGGAGAGAAGAAGCCCAGUGCCCUGCCGGCCCGCCGCCGUGUGACCCUGCCAGUGCCCAUGUUUGAGGACAAUCCUGGGCCCCAGCUGUCCAAGGCUGACAGAUGGCGGGAAUAUGUCAGCCAGGUGUCCUGGGGGAAGCUGAAGCGGAGGGUGAAGGGCUGGGCACCGAGGUCCAGCCCAGGGGUGGGUGAGGCCCGGCAGGCCUCUACCAGGGUGGAGAGGGAUGGCGCAUCGGUGCCAGGCAGCUCAAGCUUCGGGGAGGACAGGGGAAAUGCAGGAGAUGGGCGGGUGCCUGAGAAUCCCCCAAGUCGGUGGAGACCCAAAAUCAACUGGGCCUCCUUCCGUCAUCGCAGGAGGGAGGAAGCCCCAACUAGAGCUCAGAGAACAGAGGCUGCAGAUGAUCAGAGGGCAGAGGUAGUAGCUCUCCAGGGGGCAGAAGCUGUGGAAAAUCAGAGGGCUGAGGCCCCUGCUGUUCAGGGGGCAGAGGACCCAACUGUCCAGAGAGUAGAGGCUGCAGAUUAUCAGAGGGCAGAGGCCCUAGCUAUCCAGGGGGCAGAGGCGCCAGCUGUCCAGAGGGCAGAGGCCAUUCCUGACCAGAGGGCAGAAGCUGCAUGUAGUCAGAGGGCAGAGGCCCUGGCUGUCCAGGAAGCUGAAUCCUCAGCUGCUUGCAGAGCCACAGGGGCAACCCCAGGAGCCAGGACCCGGAAACCGGUCAAGACAGUGAGGUUCCAGACCCCCGGCCGCUUUUCGUGGUUUCGAAAGCGCCAGAGAGCCUUCUGGCACACCCCCAGGUUGCCCACCCUGCCCAAGAGAGUCCCCAGGGCAGGCGAGGCCAGGAGCCUCAGGGUCCUGAGGCCUGAGGCCAGAGCAGAAGCAGAACAUGAAGAGCAAGAAGAUCAGCUGUGAGGCGAGGGCAGGGGGGUCACAGAGGACCCUGCCACCUGUCACAGUAUUGGCCAGCCAGGGUGUGUCCCUGACUCCCCUGCACUUGGGCAGAGAUGCUAUAAUCUGUCUCCACACUUGAAAAUGGAGAUAAAUCAAGGGCCUGGCAGUACCCCUCUAAUCUCCACCUAACACCCCUCUUUUUUCUUGCUAAAAUUGUAUCUUUCAUGCAUUGAUUUAAAAAAAAAAAAUACAGACUAGGGAGCUCGCAUCAUGCAGCAGCAGAAACGAACCGAUUAGGAACCAUGAGGGUGCAGGUUUGAUCCCUGGCCUCGAACAUUGGGUUGGGGAUCUGGUGUUGCAGUGAGAUGUGGUGCAGACGUGGCUCAGAUCUGGCAUUGCUGUGGCUGUGGCGUAGGCUGGCAGCUGUAGCUCCAAUUAGACCCCUCGCCUGGGAACCUCCAUAUACCAUGGGUGCAGCCCUUAAAAAAGAAAAAAAAAAAAUACAGACUCUUCAUAGCAACUCAAAGAAUGUAAAGAAACCUAUACAACGAGGUUGCAUCACCCAAGAUUUUAACUUCCUCAAGUGCAACUCUAGGUGCUCCACUUGAAAAGGGAGGCAGGGGAGAAAUUCCUUCCCCUUCCCCUUUUUUCUUCACCAUCUUGCCUGAACACUUACAUUGACUGCCUCCUUGAACUUAAAAAUAAACAUGUUUACAAACUUA